Messenger RNA from Gambusia affinis (western mosquitofish), 4384 nucleotides. It is a transcript of the gene b3gat1a, whose product is annotated as beta-1,3-glucuronyltransferase 1 (glucuronosyltransferase P) a. The transcript is spliced from 9 exons. The record is from RefSeq and is a predicted model, not a curated record. Lineage: Eukaryota; Metazoa; Chordata; Actinopteri; Cyprinodontiformes; Poeciliidae. Gene Ontology annotation, biological process: chondroitin sulfate proteoglycan biosynthetic process; carbohydrate metabolic process. Gene Ontology annotation, cellular component: Golgi membrane. Gene Ontology annotation, molecular function: galactosylgalactosylxylosylprotein 3-beta-glucuronosyltransferase activity. The coding region runs from base 981 to 2054 and encodes 357 amino acids.
UCUCUGGGAGGGGAGGAGGGAAGGGUGCUCUCAGUCUCAGCUAAGCGGCUGCUUUAGUCCCCCACCAUAAGCAAAUUCACAGAUGUCUCUGCACGCGUCUCAGCCAUCAUGAGAAGGCAGCCUGCUCCUGUGUGAGCCCCGGACAGAGUGAAGCAGAAAGAGAUUCAAAGAGAAUCAGCAAGGAAAAGGGUGGGAGGGAGAGCAGGAGAAAGAAGAGGAGAAGGCGAAACACAUGCAUCGUUUCUGCUCAUGAGCCCGAUCUGGUGUGUUUAAGCUCAAGAAGAGAAGAGAAAAGAGGGAGGAAAAUAAAUCCGUGGACCUUGAUAUCUUUUUGUUUUAAUUUUCUCUCUCUUUUUUUAAAUUCAUUCAAUGAAUGAAGGCGGCUCCUACUAACACGGCAGAGUAAAAGGAAGAGAUGCUUUGAAAGCGGUCUCUCAUUUGACAAGGGGCAAGAAAGAGAAACGGGGGGGGGAAGACGGCUUAAAGCAGGGACAAAAACUGGAUGUCUAGGAUGACUCGGAGUCGACUCGGAAGCUUGGAAUACGAGCCACACGCUGAAGUCUCUGAAUGAGGGGCCGGGUCUGAGAAUGUAAAACCGUAGGGAGAUUUUGGAUGUCACUCAUGACACAUCUUCCAUUGCGUUUGACCAUCUUGAGCUGCGAACAUCUCUGCUCCGCAUACAGAAGCGUCUACAGUCAAGCUCCAGACAAAAGCUGGUGACAGUAUCUGACGGCACAGGAGGACAGAAGAACACUGAAGGAGGGGCCUGGGAUUGCUCCUGCUUGAUUGGGGCUUUUGGUGGCCUGCAUGUGCAAACAGCCAGAGGGAGAGAAACGGGUAAACGUGAAGUAUCAUGGAGACAGUCACCGUUAGGUAGCCCAUCGAGCAUGGAGUUUCGCCUUCUCAGCCACACAUCAACAGCACCGCAAUGAACCAGUUCUGACUGUGGAUAAUCCAGAGCCAAACAACCAAUUAUUGAGAUGCCGAAGAGAAGAGAUAUUCUUGCCAUCGUGUUGAUCGUGUUACCCUGGACUCUACUCAUCACUGUUUGGCACCAAAGCGCUAUAGCUCCACUCCUCGCUAUCCGAAAGGCCUGUCACCACCUAGUAAAAGAGAUCUUUAUCAUUCCAGAGAGGCUUGCGGUCCACCACCACCGACUCUCAGAUGAAGGCGCCGAGGGCAGGAGGGAGGCUGGUGGUCAGGACUCCAAAGAAUACUGUGCCUCAGACAAGGACAUUGUGGAAGUGGUGAGGACAGAGUACGUGUACACGCGGCCUCCACCCUGGUCAGAUGUGCUGCCCACGAUUCACAUCAUCACUCCCACAUACAGCCGGCCGGUGCAGAAGGCAGAGCUGACCCGUAUCGCAAACACCUUCCUCCAUGUCCCCAACUUACACUGGAUUCUGAUAGAAGACUCACAGAGGAGAACUCCUCUUGUCACAAGUCUCCUCCGAGAGACGGGGCUAAACUACACCCACCUCAAUGUGGAGACUCCCAAGAACUUUAAGGUACGAGGUGACACUCGUGACCCCAGGAUUCCCAGAGGAACCAUGCAGCGGAACCUGGCCCUACGUUGGCUUAGGGAGACCUUCAAAAACAACAACAGCCAGCCGGGCAUCGUCUACUUUGCAGACGACGACAACUCGUACAGCCUGGAGCUAUUUGAGGAGAUGAGGUCGACUCGGAAAGUCUCGGUGUGGCCUGUGGCCUUCGUGGGCGGCCUGCGCUACGAGUCCCCCAAGGUAAAUGCAGCUGGAAAGGUCUACGGCUGGAAGGCGGUGUUCGACCCCCACCGGCCAUUUGCCAUCGACAUGGCUGGCUUCGCCAUCAACCUGAAGCUCAUCCUCUCCAAGCCACAGGCGUACUUUAAGCUCCGCGGGGUGAAGGGAGGCUACCAGGAGAGUAGCUUGCUCCGAGAACUUGUAACACUCAAUGACCUGGAGCCAAAAGCUGCCAACUGCACUAAGAUACUCGUUUGGCACACAAGGACAGAGAAACCCGUCCUUGUGAAUGAGGGGAAGAAAGGAUUCACAGAUCCGAACAUGGAGAUUUGAUUGUACUUCCCUCAAACUCUGAUGGUGGGCCUUGCAUCUGCAGUUGGGGGAAACAGUCAAGUUUUUAUAGAACUGUUCAACUGUGAUCAAGUCUUAAUUCUGAGGAAACAAAAUGGAGGAAUACGACAUGGGUUAAAAAUAUUUUUCAAAUAUGGACCAAAAACAUGUCAACUAUAUCAUAUCAAAGCACAGCAGGCAGAGGCAGCAGUCGUUCUUCGGAUCUACCACUGAAGAGCAAAGAGGACGGAUCUCUUAUGAGGUUUACCGCCACCUUCUCCAGGGUUGGGUGGGACAGCACAAUAUGAAAAGCUUACAGCCAGCAGACUGGAACAAGCAAGCAGGUCUGAAAACUAUUCUUCCUCUGCAAAUAACGCAAGGGAUCUGAAAGAAAUGGACCAGAAUCUGCACAUUGCACACAAAAGGAGAUUCAGGAUGUGGUACACAUCAUCAGUGCUGGAUUUAGAAAAAAAAAAAUGUUGAGUUCUCUUUCAGCAAGGAAGAAAUGUUGUUUUAAUAACUACAAAUGUUUGCUGUAAUUUAAUUUAACUGGUUUAGGAGUUUUAUGAACACUUGAUCUGCUAGUUCACCUGUGUUGACUCUUCUCUUCAUGUCCUGUUGGGUUAUCAUUGUCAACUUUACACCAUCAUUAAAACUCAUACAUAUACAGUGAGCCACAUAGGCGUAUACAUUUAAAAGACAAACUCUACCUUGGUGUUCAACAUGAGAAACAUAGUUGUCAAAAACUUAACACUCUUCUUAGCAUCUAAAAUGAACAUGGGGUUUUCUCUUGAGGAAGGGUUUAUAUGUAGUAAACAAAUAUGAGACCAAUCGGAGGCCUGGGGGAAAAUUUUGACAAAUGCACUGAACCAUUGUAUUUAUGUGAAUGAAAAGCUAUUAAAUUAUUGAAACUGAAAGAUAACACUCAGUUACUGUCUGCACUUGUCUUAUAAAAUACUGGUGGAACGUGUGAGACUUCAUUAAUAGAACAUUUAGUCUGUGGCACCUUCAAAAUGAAGAAUCUUUCAUUCAAGCUCAGAUUCAUAAAUGUCAACUCUUAGAGGCCCAAAAGUGUCACAUUGAAAUUAAUUUAUUAGAGAAAAAAUAUACCUUACCAAAGAUAUAAUUGAGAAAACAUGUCAUUAAUUAACUAAUAAUUUUGUGCUGCAGUGCAAAAUGAAUUUAGUUUUCCUCUUCUUUCUGCAUGCCCGUCAGUCCGCAGGCGGAGCUGACGCAGAUAUUCUGAAGAUAUGACUGAUUUGGUCUGAAGAAAAUUCUUUCACACGCAUGGACUCUCUGGUUAGAUAUCUUAUCUCAUUGCUGUAACAAAUGAUGAUUUUCCUGAUUUAUGUGCACAACUUUCAGACCAUUAUUCUGAUAAACAAAAUAUCUCUCGCAGGGCAAAUAGAGAUUAAAAACAUGUGGGAACGUCACCUUUAACAAAUUAAACAGUCUUUCAUAGCAGAAACUUUAUCAUUUAAUUCACUGAUUGCGUUUCUACUAUCUUACCUAGAUUAAUGCUACAGCAGCACCACCAGGAAUAGGCUGGAUGUUUAGACCUCCAGAAGGUUUUUUAUGCAGUGUCUAAAAAGGAGCCACUCAUAAUUUUGGGGUUGUUAGGAUUUGCCUUGGUAUGCUUCUGUGGCUGGAAUAGAAAUUUUGGUUAAUUAAAAUAAAAAAUUUGUACUCCUUAGGUUUUUUUUUAAAAGGAAACCUAUUCUAUGUAAGGUCAUGUUAUAAAGAAUCUAUUCACUAAUGGUGCUGAUCUGAUGCAGCUAUUUAAAAAUGUGUCAGUGGUUCUGAAAUACUGCAGCUCUUCUCAUUUUUACUGCCCAAAUUCUGGAUUCUGGUAACAUUUGAAGAUGUGACUGAGAGUGAAUGACCGGUAUUCAAAGUGUCUUUAUGAACAACAGACAAGCAAGUAAACAUUACAAAACAAAUAAAUAUUGCUAAUAAUCAAAUAUGGUCUUUUGCUAAAUUAGAAUGCAUUCACCACUGAAGUCUUAUUGGUAAUCAGAACUACAAUUCAGACUACUUUCCAAUACACUGCAGUACAUGAACAAAUGUAAUCAUGACCCAUUUAGGUAAAUUCUGUUAGAUGUCUUUAUGUAUUACUUUGUGGUACUUUUGGCUCUCCAUAUAUCUAAAUCCUAACUCUGUUAAUUUUAUUUUGUCUGGGCACAUCAAAUCUGCGUCAGAGUUUGGCUAAAUGCCAUUGUCUAUGAAUAUUAAAAAUAAAAAUAAAAAAGAUAAAAAAUCAAGUUAAAAAGCAUAAACGUUAAUGCAUGGCCCUGAAAAUGUGAUAUAUGUAUAAAAAAAAAUAAAAAUAAAAA